Messenger RNA from Notechis scutatus (mainland tiger snake), 1074 nucleotides. The record is from RefSeq and is a predicted model, not a curated record. NCBI's taxonomy places the organism in Eukaryota, Metazoa, Chordata, Lepidosauria, Squamata, Elapidae.
GAGGGAGGUUGUUUUGGUAACGGUCGCAGACCCGGAGACCCCAGGAGAAGUGGGGAGUAUAUGAUUUAGGCUCAACGCUGCAAAAUGCGGGAAGAGGGGAAAAAACCCUCGGGCGCUGCACGCUCAGCUUGGAAGAUGCCAGAAGAAAUUAAAGUAUUAGUAGAAGGAGUUUCUCGAUACUGUGAUUGUUUGACUCCUGAGAUGACAACUGCAUCUUCUCCUGGAAGCUGUGAUGAAAAAAGGGCAAGAAAUGCUGGUCAUAACAAAGGUCUCAUACCUAAGUGCAUUUCAGACAAACUAUUCACUGUAGGAGCUGUUGUUGCAAUUGCAACUUUGAUCAUUAUUAUCAUUUCAUUGGCUGUUAAAAAGACAGAAACAUGUUCUCCUUGCCCUCCCCUUGUAAGUGUUGCCUGCCCAGAUUCCUGGAUUAAAUACAAUGGAAAAUGUCUCUAUGUAUCAAAAGAAGAAAGGAAUUGGCCUGUCAGUUUAGAAACUUGUUCUUCAUUUAAUGGCUCCUUGGCUGUGAUUGAUACUCAGAAAGAACUGGAGUUUUUGGUGCAUAUUUUCCAUUCCUCUCAUUACUGGUUUGGUCUCUCAAGAAAAGUUAACCAAAUCUGGAAAUGGUCCAAUGGCACAGUGUUUAAAAAUCAGUUUCCAGUGCGAGGAGAAGGCUUCUGUGCAUAUCUGAACGGAAAGGGGGCCAGUAGUACUGUAUGCUCCAUGGAGAAACAUUUUCUCUGCAGUCGGCCAGAAAGUUGCAUCAAGGCUGGAAUGAAGGGGAGCUCCUGUCUGGGUGGGGGGGAGGGCAGAGCAAUAUGUUGAGUGACAGCAUCUUAGGGAGGUCUUAAUAUUUUGUCUGUUUCUUUUAUUUAAAGCUAAAAAUGUUUAUUUAAGAAUUGUAUUUAAAUAACCCUAAUAACCUCAGUCCUGAAUUAGCUUUUAGUAAUUUUUGCUUUAGAAUUAAGGCUAGCUAAUUAGGAGCCGUGGAGGUGCAGUGGUUAGAGUGCAGUACUGCAGGCUAUUUCUGCUGACUACUGUCUGCCUGCAAUUUGGCAGUUCGAAUCUCACCAGGGU